Messenger RNA from Triplophysa rosa, 1356 nucleotides. Its product is annotated as methyltransferase-like protein 17, mitochondrial. Bases 1 to 1356 code for a protein of 451 amino acids. Lineage: Eukaryota; Metazoa; Chordata; Actinopteri; Cypriniformes; Nemacheilidae. Gene Ontology annotation, cellular component: mitochondrial small ribosomal subunit. Gene Ontology annotation, biological process: translation. The transcript has 13 exons. Gene Ontology annotation, molecular function: methyltransferase activity; structural constituent of ribosome. The record is from RefSeq and is a predicted model, not a curated record.
AUGUCCUGUGAGGACAGCGAUUGGCUCCUGUCUCAGACCUUCCCCGAGGUGAUUGGUCGAGUGAUGAACACUCAGCUCGUGACCUCUACACGUCAGAGUACCGCAGAGCCUCUUGUCCAGGCAAACUUCUUGAAAGGUUCUCCUCAUAGAAAGCACCCGGGUGUGACGAGCCUCAAAACAGUGCGUCUGCCCGAACCGCUGCAGGAAGCGGCGCUCUCCGUCUUACGAAGGGCAGAGGUUAAAGGUCUGACUGAAAGGGCACGAAAACUGUCAAACUUCCUUUGGAGCAGGAAGCGGGCAAUAGAACCCUCACAACUCCGGGAGAAAGCCCGCCUUCUUGAGAGGAAAUGUCUGGAUGAAGAGAGGGAUAGCCAUAAAGGUGGGUUCUAUAUGAUGAAGAUGAUUAUGACGGACAGACGGUAUGAUAAAGAGCUUGGCUUGCUGUACGUGGCUGCUAGACUCGCUGGUGGUUAUGCUGCUGUCAUCAGAGCAUUAAAUGAGAUAAAGACGAGAGAUCCUUUGUUUGUACCGUCUUCUCUCCUGGACUUUGGAUCAGGACUUGGUUCAGGUGUUUGGGCGUCACACUCACUCUGGGGAGACCGUUUGAAGGAGUAUGUGUGCGUGGACAGCUCUGGAGACAUGAACGCAUUAGCAGAACAGCUGCUAGGAGGUGGUGAGGAAAUGGAUAAUCCAGUGAUCAAACAAGUAUAUUUCCGUCAGUUCCUCCCAGUUUCUCCGAAGGUCCAGUUUGAUCUUGUGCUGGCUGCUUUCUCUUUGUCAGAACUAGCAACGCUGAACGAGCGACUGAAUGCUAUUUACACUCUCUGGAGAAAAACCAACGCCUACCUUGUACUUGUGGAGAAUGGAACCAAAGAUGGUCAUCAAAUUCUUAUGGAGGCCAGAAAUGCUAUACUGAAGGGAGAUGAGGAGGUUAUACAUGACAUGAGGAGACCAGCUGUAUUUGCCCCGUGCACCCAUGAGCUGACUUGCCCCAAGUUGAUCAAGCAACCUGUAGUUCCCUGUAACUUCAUCCAGUUCUGCUAUUCUCUGCCUUUAUCCAGGAGCCAAGAAAGACAGCAGGAGAAGUUCAGUUACCUCAUCAUAUCCAGAUCAAAUGAAGAGCAGACUCUGCAGAAUGAGGGGUUUGAUAUGGGCAGACUCACGGCACAAGUCCGCCGUAGACCCAGACAUGUUCAGUGUCAGCUCUGUUGCUCUGAUGAAGAACUCAAACACGUGGCUGUAACAGCCCGUCAUCAUGGAAAAGACGUGUACAGAUGCGCCCGAAACAGUGACUGGGGAGAUCUGUUGCCAAUGUUUCAUGAGGAUGACGACACUCAAAUUAAUGAGAAUCUAUGA